AUGGCCCCUAACGGAUUUGCCAUACUCAUCGGUGCAGGACCGACAUCCGGUGCAGGCAUUGCCCGCGUCCUCGCGAGUCCUCAACACGGCAACCUCGCCGUCGCUCUACUCGCAAGGAACCCAGACAAUCUCCAGAAUCUUGCAUCCGACCUUCGAAAAUCGUCAAACGGCAUCCUUCAUCCCUUCCCCACAGACACCCAGCCCGACAACCUCCGGCGAGCCUUCCAACAGGUCGCCGAUCACCCAGACUUCAAGGACCUGAAGCUGAAGUUGGCCAUCUACCACGUCAAGAACUCGAGCCGGAAGCCGUUUCUUGAGGAGACCCCCGAGGCGUUCAACGACAGCAUGAGUACCUACACCACCGGUGCCGUCGUCUUCGCGCAGGAGGCGCUGAAGCUUAUGUACGCCCAGAACGGCGGGCAGACACUCCUCGCCGACACCGAAGGCGCGAAGAAGGGCACAGUCAUUUUCACGGGCACCCUGGGUGCCCUGCGCACAAAUCAGCAAUACGCGGCUUACGGUGCCUCCCGAGCGGCGGCGAGGAUGGUGGCGCAGUCUAUCGCCAAGGAGCACAGCAAGUUUGGCGUACAUGUUGUCCACGCCAUCGCCAACGGCGGGAUCAUUGACGAGGAGAACGAAAACACAAAGACUGGCAAGAGUAUGCGUGCGGAGGACGUUGGCGAGUUGUACUUGUGGCUGUCACAGCAACCCAGCUCGCUGUGGACUCAUGAGCUGGACAUGAGACCGGCACAAGAGACUUUCUGA
This is a messenger RNA of Colletotrichum higginsianum IMI 349063, 765 nucleotides long. RefSeq names its product Short-chain dehydrogenase/reductase SDR. The transcript has a single exon. The record is from RefSeq and is a predicted model, not a curated record. Lineage: Eukaryota; Fungi; Ascomycota; Sordariomycetes; Glomerellales; Glomerellaceae. Bases 1 to 765 code for a protein of 254 amino acids.